AUGAAAAUUAUUGUAAUUCUUUCAAUAUUAGUGCUUUACAAUUUGGAAAAAAUUGUGCCAUCAUUUUCUAUGAAAGAGAAUGAUGAUAACGAUCAUGAUCAUAAUACAGUUGACGUGUGUAUUCCACUUGUUGAUCAAUCUCGACCUUCCACAGUCCGUACACCUUUAUUCAAAUCAAUUUCUUACAUUCCCGAUAUCGUUACUGUGAAAAGUGUGAACGGAAAAUUGGAAUACGAAGUGGGAGAUCUUUUGCUAUGUGAAAAAACUUCAGAUUCCAACAUAAUUGCAUUAGUUCCCCUUGCUAAUCUAAGAGAUUGUAGGAUAAGAGGAGCAAAUGUUGGAUUUGAUUCUAUAGGUAACAAUGAAACGGAAAUUGAAAGAAUUAUAAGGUCGGAAAUUGAUGAUGAAGAUGAUGAAACUGAACCUAAGGCAUUAUCAACUUCUAAAAAAAUUCCAUUGCCUUACAUACACCAUAUUAAAUCUUUGUUAGACAAGGCUGCACCUUUGGAUGAUAAUAGCACUUCAUCAUCAUCCAAAGGAACAGGUUUGAGUGGAGAAAGUUUUGUCUCUAGACAAAACUAUGUAAAUAUUAUGCCAUUGUCAAUAUUUCUACCAGCAAUAUCAGAUCAAUAUUCUGAUACUUCUAUUAUGUAUGUAACUGUAAGUGCGCCGGCAUUGAUUCAAGUUUAUUUGGAUUCAUUCUAUAAUAUGGAGUGCUCUUGGUAUAUUCAUAGUGUAUUGCAACAGGAAAUUGACGGCGGUAGCAUGAUUGAUAUAACUUGGGGAUUGCCUUAUGUUAAAAGGGUUAAAAAAUGUAUCGUUGUAAGUGAUCCCAUAGUUUCAUUGUAUAAGAGGCCCAAAACAUCAUUUUGGAGAUGGUUCAGGAGCGAAAACUCUACAAUUGUUACUUCUAGUAAUAUACACAUUGUGAAUACUGGGAAAUUUAUAGUUACUUAUAAUCACAGGUGUAAUACAUUCGCCAAACCAAGUAAUGUGAUUAGAACGGUAAAUAUUGAAGCUUUUGAUGUACCUACAAGUGAAUCUAGUACAUCCUAA
Messenger RNA from Babesia microti strain RI, 1056 nucleotides. RefSeq lists its product as hypothetical. The coding region runs from base 1 to 1056 and encodes 351 amino acids. The transcript is spliced from 2 exons. NCBI's taxonomy places the organism in Eukaryota, Apicomplexa, Aconoidasida, Piroplasmida, Babesiidae. The record is from RefSeq and is a predicted model, not a curated record.